Rotaria sp. Silwood1 is the source of this 1611-nucleotide messenger RNA. NCBI's taxonomy places the organism in Eukaryota, Metazoa, Rotifera, Eurotatoria, Philodinida, Philodinidae. The record is from the annotation of a GenBank genome assembly.
AUGUUGUUUCUUGCAGUUGUUCAAUGUCCAAAAAAAAUUUGUUUUCAAUAUUUGAAAAUAUUACACUUGAACAAAAAGUAUUUCAAUACACGUCAUGAUAGAUGUUACUGCUCAAAAUGUUAUGGACCUUCAAAACCGAAAGGCUAUCCAGUAGGCAAGCCUAAAUUUACAGUGCCCAUAGGUUGGGUAUCGUUUGGAAUUCAAGUAGACAAAGCAUUUGUUUCCAAUAAUCAAAUAUUUAAAAAAUGGUAUACAACAUUCUAUGGAACAUCAAAAGAUAAACUUGACGAUAUCAUUCACAAUCGGUUCAUACCAUUUCCUGGUGAUGAUCUUCUAUCGGGUAAAAAGUUUGUUCUUAAUCUAUCAGAUCAACAUCAUAUUUAUACAUCGCCUUCAAUAAAUUAUGCUUCUCUUGAUCAUGCAGUAACUGUUGUGACAAUUCAACCAAGUCAACAUAAUAAUUCUAAAACAAUCGAUCCAUUAGCUAAAAUUCGUCCAAUAAUAUCAAAGAAACCACAUCUAGUACAAUCUCUUGUGCCUUCUAAAACAAUUCAAAUUUCAUCUGGAUUUAAAAUUCCUAAUACACGAAUUCAAUCAACUGAUAAUGAUACAUCAUAUUUACCUUUGGUAACAAUUAGUGACAAUGAACAUUCUGAUGAAGAUGAUUUUGUUUUGCCAGUACAAAAAUUAACAAAAGAAGAAUUACGUGAAGAAUUAAAAGUAUUUCAAUCAACUAAUUCUAUUAGUCAUGCUUUACUUGCUAAUGACAAUGAUGAUAAUGAUAUAGAUGAAUUACAAUUCCGUACACAACAACCAUUUAAUCGUUCUGUUUGUUGUUAUCAAUAUCCAUUUUCAUUUAAAAAUAGUUCAUAUAAAUAUUCCUUAUUUUUAUUGUUAUAUCUAUUUAUUCAAAUAAAUAAAUUUAUUGCUAUUUAUUUUAGAUUGAUGUCUGAUUCAAAAUCUUUAAUUGAUAUUGUUAAACAUGAACAAGGUCAUUUUGAUGCUGAAAGUAUUUUAUUUCUUGAUUUAAAUUCUCGAAAUCUUACUGAUGCUAAUAGUCUAAGCAUAUGUCGUAAUUUAAUUAUCUUAAAUUUAAAUAAUAAUAAUCUUACAAAUGUACGUGGUUUUGGUACACUUACACAAUUACAAAAACUUUCAUUAGCUCAAAAUCAAAUUAAUUCUUUAGAUGGUUUACAAUCAUGUGAAAAUUUAGAAAUUCUUAAUGUUGCCGGAAAUAACCUUACAGGACUUAAAUCUCUUGCUCCAUUAUUAUAUUUAACACAUUUACGAUCAUUAUGUCUGAACGAUCGACAAAACAAUCUAACAAAUCCUCUUUGUAAUUCUUCAUCUUAUCAAAAAGAUGUAAAAAACAAUUUACCCAAUCUUGAUACACUCGAUAAUGAAUGGCUUGGACAAGGUUUUCAAGAACAUCUUUCUUCAUUAGAAUCUGCUAUUGAACAAUUAGAAACUUUGAAUGGUAAUUCUAAACCAAUGACUAAUGAAAAACCAACAAUUAUUAUUACACAAGCAACUAGUUCCGAUCGUUCCAUAUAUAUAGCCAAUGAAGAAUAUGACGAACUGUUCCAAUCGAUUCAAAUGCUUGUAAAAUAA